AGACAGCAGACAGUCCAAGUGGGAGCACACCAGAAGCCAAAGAGCAACUGGAACUGCAACUGGGAGUCAAGAUGACGAGAUCGACCUACAUUUGGGCGCUGGCCGCCUGCCUGAUCGCCUGUGCGAGCGCCAACUACGGCAGUUCCCAGGGCUAUGGACCCGAGUCCGGAAACGGAGUCGCCGAUGGCGGUGCUGAAGCCGCAGCUGCUGCCGGCGGUGCCGGCGGAGCUGGUGGCGAGUUCGGUGGUGCUGGCGCCGGUGCUGGUGCUCUCGAAUCCGGAGCCGAUGCCGCUGGCGUGGCACAGGCUGGCCAGAGCAGCUACGGCUCGGACCAGAACAUCCCGUACAAGCCGGUGAACACCAAGGGCAACACCCUGACCUCAUCGAUCACCUACCCGCAGAACAAGGGAGAGAUCCUCAUCCAUCGUCCCGCACCCAUCAUUGUCAAGCGUCCGCCCACCAAGGUGCUGGUGAACCAUCCUCCAUUGGUGGUGAAGCCCGCUCCCGUGGUGCUCCACAAGCCCCCAGCAAUCGUUCUCCGCAAGGUCUACGUCAAGCACCACCCACGUCGCGUCAAGGUGGAGCCCGUGUUCGUCAAUGUGGUCAAGCCCCCAGCAGAGAAGUACUUCGUUAACGAGAACAAGCAGGGCUACGGACAGGGCUCCCAGUCCCACGGACACGGCCAUGGACACGGUGGCCAUGGACACGGACACAACGGACACGGACACGGUGGACACGGUGCUGGACCCCAUGGUCCAGGACCCCAUGACGGUGGCCGUGCCCUGCCCGCCUACGCUUCGGGAGCUGAUUCCGCCGCCGCCAGCGCUGGCUACCAGCUGCUCCAGAGCGGUAACCAGGGUCUGUCCGCCCUCGCCAGCAUCGCCGGCGAGCGUGAGGGUCCCUAUGGUCCUGGCCCAAGCCAGCAGCACUAUAGCGCCGGUCCAGCCGGACACGAUGGCUAUGCUGCUCCCGCCUAUUAGGUGGCAAAAGCGGAGAAGUUACGGAUUGGAUGACUGCUGUGGCUCCGGAAUUACCUGAAGCGGCUGUUCAGUCAUCCGCUUAUCCGGCUGAUUUACGUUGUUUUUACAAAACACAGCCUGAUCGUUCAACGCCCAUGCCCACGCCCACACAUGCACACCCCAUACCACCCACCCACCCAUUUAACGGCUAAGGGGGGCCUGGCAUUCAGGUUUCUUUGCAAA
Drosophila erecta is the source of this 1202-nucleotide messenger RNA. RefSeq names its product chorion protein S38 (gene Cp38). The record is from RefSeq and is a predicted model, not a curated record. NCBI's taxonomy places the organism in Eukaryota, Metazoa, Arthropoda, Insecta, Diptera, Drosophilidae. Bases 72 to 980 code for a protein of 302 amino acids. The transcript has 2 exons.